This is a messenger RNA of Juglans microcarpa x Juglans regia, 799 nucleotides long. RefSeq lists its product as uncharacterized. Lineage: Eukaryota; Viridiplantae; Streptophyta; Magnoliopsida; Fagales; Juglandaceae. The transcript has 4 exons. Gene Ontology annotation, molecular function: zinc ion binding. Bases 16 to 798 code for a protein of 260 amino acids. The record is from RefSeq and is a predicted model, not a curated record.
CACUCAUUUACACACAUGACGUGUCCGGGACCCCCCCCCCCCAAACGCACGUUUUCGUUUCAUUUUGAAUUUACCCCCAACAUUCGUUCGUCUUCAACAUUCGUUCCUCUCUCCCCCAACCCUCCAGCGUCGUUUCCCCGAGCCCUCCAAACGCGAGAUUGCCCUUUCGUCUUCAAGAUUCACUCUCCCCCAACCCCCCGCGUUUCCUCCCUCCCUGUUUUGUCUCCCAUCCCUUCUCUUUCCUUAUUCUCCCCCCCACCCCGAGACUCCUCUGCCCUAAGGGAGGCCCUGUCCCGCGAUUUUGAGUUCCUCCCCCGAAGGCCGAGCUCCUCGCAGAUUGAAGCCCUCAAUCCACCGACACGAAGCCCAGAGCUGCGGGAGGGUUGUCUUUCCUUUGACAGAAUCACUAUGGCAUCUUCUCAAUCAUCAUCUUUAGAUAAUGAUUUUGUGAUGGAGUCACCAACUUGUUGGUGUGGUUUGAAAACGCCACUAAAGACGUCCUACACUAAGAAAAAUCCAGGAAGGAGAUUUUUUGCCUGCCCCAAAUAUAAUACGGAAGAUGCGAGGUGUGAAUUCUUCGUAUGGGCGGAUAUUUUUCAGUUGUUAGUGGAGAACAUGUUAUUAAAACAGAACUCGCGGCGUAAUACAUGGGAUGAUGUAUUAUGCCGCGAGUAUGCCGUUCGGAAAAGGGAAGAAAAAGUGAGAGAGAUAGCGAAGAAUCUGAAAAAGGAAAAGCGAAAGUUAUUUUGUUUGUACUGGAUUAUCACCUUUGUAAUAUUGUUUGCUUGGUUUGGAUAAA